Messenger RNA from Ilex paraguariensis (yerba mate), 2536 nucleotides. The record is from the annotation of a GenBank genome assembly. Lineage: Eukaryota; Viridiplantae; Streptophyta; Magnoliopsida; Aquifoliales; Aquifoliaceae.
CCGCACUCCUCUCUCUCUCUCUCUCCCACUCUUUCAAUCCAUAAUUUUCAGCGGCCUUGUUUGUAUCUACUCUUCAGCAUCAAACGAAACCAUCGAAUAAACAGAGAGAGAGAGAGGGGUUACAGUCAUUGUUAGGAAUCGCCUCUCACUCGCCAUCGCCACACUACUGUCUUUAUAUAUCUUUAUAUUUUAGCUUGCGAAGAAAAAAAAUAAAAAUAAACGACUAUCUUUAAGAACGAUCGGUCGGUUCAGCGAUCAUUAUCUUUAUUUCUAUCUUCCUGCUUGAGUGAGUUAGUUCGUAUCAAGUUUUGUGGGGUGUGUGAAUCCAGUUCUACGUAAGAAGUGCUCUACGGCCUUGGGUUUUAAUAUUGUUCAUUCCCUUGCAUUUAUUUUGGAUACAAAAUUGGCUGUAAUGCAAGGACAGAGGAGUGCCUUAGAUUCAUUUCCUGAAUCUCUAGAUCUUAACCAGGGAUCUGUUUCCGAUAAUACUGGAAUGGAUCAGUCGGCUGCUUGGAACAACAUGGAAAGCCAAUUGUCAAACUACAUGCUUCCUUCCGGUGAGGGGAAUUCUAGCAGUGUCAAUGCUAUCAGGCAUAAUUCUCAUAGUUUUAGCGGCUGGAACUUGGGUGAUUCUAGUUCUAGUUCAAAUCUACAAUACCAGAACUCAAAUGAUGGAUCAGGAAUGGAACAUGGCUGGUCAUAUUCGUUUAGUGCUCCUGCCGGGAUUGAUGCAAGAGUAGAAGAACAACGAUUUGAACCAACUAAUGCCCUUCUUCGUGAGAGUGGUAGUAGUAGCUUUGGUAGCAGGGUUGCUGGUAGAAAUUUAGGUAUGCAGAGGUCUGUUGCAAAUCAUAUUCCACUGAAUGCAAAUUUAAAUGCCGGGUACAUGGGCGACAUUGAUAAUGGUAGUUGGGAUAGGGCUUCUUCUGGCAAUGUGGGGACUUCUUCUGGAAAUUUUAACUUGAUGGAGAAUGAUGGUGGAUCAGGUUCUUUUUCAGGCAGCUGGGGAUUAUGCUGCAAGAGAAAGACUCUUGAAGGUACUUCUGCACAGUUUUACUCUGGUGGGAGCUCAAGCUGCUUUCCACAGUCUGAGAACAUUGUACGACAAACUAUUCCUGGUCGUUAUAAUGCUUCUAGCAGUUUAAGUAUAUCUUCUCCACCGGUGACCUCGCUCAACAUUAGUAAUUUGGAACAGCUAGAUCCGGGAAUUGGAGUUGGGGCUAGAGGAGUAGCUUUUGAUGUUUUUCCUACCUCUAGUGUUACUGGAAUUGCAGAAAAUACCCGAAGAAAUUAUGGUGUUAGAGGGAAUCUGGGACAGCAGGAAUCUGCUCCAUUUGAUUUACCAUUUACAGGGACUGCCACCAGACGUUCGACCAUUUGCUCUUCCCACCAGCCAUCUAGACCCAUCACAUUUUCUGAUUCUCUGGAUUUGAGACCAACCACUUCAGUAGAUGAUCCACCAAACCAACCUCAUUUAAUGCAUGCCCAUGGUCUGCCAAGAAGUAUAACUCCCUUCCCUUGGAAUGGAGCUUCUAAUCUGAGAGCUCGAAGUUCACCAAGUUCUCUUAUGCUUUCGGGAGAGCGAGGUGGUGUAUCGCGAGAUGAAGCGAACUUGAGAAGCAACUUAAGAAACAAUGCAGCAGAGUACCCCAUGUUUGUUUCUUCAACUGAGACAAGGAAUUUGGUACAAGACCCUGCUAAUUGGAAUUUAACCGCAGGAAGUUCAAGCUCUGCUGGGGGUGUUCCUUCUGGUUCUCGACUUGGUCCUGGUUCUGGUAUCGACUGGUCCUGGUCCCCUCCUGUUCCUAAUGUUUGGAUUCCUCAUCACAACACCCCAACUCAAAAUCAUCAAAGAUCGUCAGAAGUUGCUCCUUGGACUCUGUUUACUUCUGUUGGAUCUGAGUCUGAAGGUCAGAGAGGUCAUUUUUCACUGUUGCCUUCAGGCUCCUCUUCUUCUUCAGACGAGACAGCAAUGCCAUCUGGACGUAGGAGCCGGGACCAUCGUCAACUGUAUCCAAGGUCAGCAUUACAGAUGGAGGAACCGGGUGAAGAUGUUGUUGGCCGGCGUGCCUUAGUUGCUGCUGCUGAGGGGAGACAAAGACUGGUAUCUGAGAUUCGUCAGCUCUUGAAUACUGUCCGAAGGGGUGGAAAUUUACGAACAGAGGAUUACAUGCUUUUUGAACCAUUUAUUAAUGGGGUCGCUGAGUUGCAUGACAGACAUAGAGAUAUGAGGCUUGAUGUUGAUAACAUGUCUUAUGAGGAAUUGUUGGCGCUGGAAGAGCGCAUAGGAAACGUGAACACUGGAUUGAGUGAGGAUGCUAUUAUGCGGUCUAUGAAACACAGAAAAUAUUAUCCACUCGCAGUUGGAUCCUGGUCAAAUUUGGAACCAUGCUGUAUAUGUCAGGAGGAAUAUCUUACUGGAGAUUAUAUCGGGACGUUGGAUUGCGGGCAUGUCUUUCACACCAAUUGCAUUAAACAGUGGUUAACACAGAAGAAUCUCUGCCCCAUUUGUAAAAUGACUGCCUUACAAAAUUGA